AACCUCUCCACUGACCAGCGCCUAGAGAUGGAGCGCUCGCUUUUCCUGCUCUCUGUGUGGGCUCUGACCAGCAUCCUCGCUCUUCUGGUUGCAGCCGAGGAUUGUCCAGAGAGGAUUCUGGUUAAUGAGAGGAAACGCACCUGUCCGAAAAACUGCAAGCAAGACAAAGACUGCGGCUCUAAGCGCCAGUGUCUGUGUGACGGCCAAUGUGGACUCAGCUGUGUAGUGCCAAGCCGUACCUGUCCCUGGCCGAUGGCCCCUGGGAACCACUCCGAGGCCCACCUGCUCUCGCCCACGCCCUCCUUCUCUGCUCUCCUGGAAGUCCGAUGCCUCCCAGGAUACACCAUGUCCAAUGGCCUGGAUGCUGCCAUUCGCCGUUGCCAGGGUGACCGUCAGUGGAGUGGAGAUGAGCCUGUGUGCACAGCUCUCCCUUCACCGCCUCCCUUCGUGGUUGACGCUGGCCCUGUGCUGUCCUGUGAGCUGCAAGAGCCAGAUGUCAGCUUAGUCAUAGUGGAAGGAGAAGCAGCAGUAGGCGCCUCCGUGCGCUAUAGCUGCCCCACUGGAUACGUGUUGUUCGGCAACAGUGAGAAUUUCUGUCACUCUAACCAGACCUGGCACUACCCUCAUCCCAUCUGUCAGCGAAUGUUCUGCCCCCCUCCAGCGGAAGUAGAAAAUGGCUACCUUGUAGCGGUCCAAAGAAAGGAAUAUGAUGUGGGUGACACCAUCUAUUACUUAUGCAAGAAAACAUUUUCUCUAGAUGGGCCAAACCGUGUCACCUGUUUGUCAAAUGGAACCUGGAGUACAAUUCCAUUUUGCCGAGCCCGCUGUCAAAUCCCAGCUCAGCGUAGCAGGAUCAUAAUUGAUGGGCCCAAGCGCUGGCCGUAUGAUGUGACUGAUGGGGUCGUUCAGCACGGGGAAAAUGUGACAUUUUUCUGCAGACACCCACAGAAACAGUGUAGCUACACUGCCAUGGAAACAUGCUUUGAUGGACAGCUUCAAGCACCAAGCUGCUACAUGGAACCCACAUGGCUGCAGUACAAACUCUUCCCUCAUCGGCUUGUUUCAGAAAUUGAUUCGUGUAGCCCUGCUGAUCUUGCUGACCUGUGACAUAACAAGGAUCCUUUUGAUAUUGGUUUAUAUUGCCCAAAGUGUCCAGUUGUGCAAACAGAAAAUCAAUAUGUUUACCUGCCUCAUGUUUACCUGCCUCUCACAGUUGAAGAAAAUAAAAAAGAGAUCUAGGAUGGUGGGAGGGACAGCCCUCCUAAAAUAAGUUGAGAGGAUGAACAACAUGUCUCACUGAUUUUUACUCAGUAUUCCUGGAAUAAUAGUUUACUCCAUAUAAAUAUAAUCUAAAGUUGUUGUUACAACAAUGUCACCUGUUACCUCCAUUAAUGAUAUUUCUUUGAAUAUGUGUGGGUUUGGCAGUCUGAUUGCCUGUCAUCCUGUCUGACUUCUUAAUCACUUGUCUGAAAGUGAAUAAAGAUUUCUUUUGUUGCAUAGGCCUUUAAUAACCUACGACAACUCAAAUGCUUUGAGGCUAUGUUAAGUGUAGGUCUAUAGUUGUGGGGUCAAUUGGCCUUACAAGACUCUGUUAGUCUCUAACAAUGUUUUUUCACUGUUUUAUAGCCAAGGUUUGAUGUCUUCAUAUGCCUUGUUUUUACUCGUCUUACAUCGUAGCCUACACUACCCUCAAGGACUGUUUAUGUCUGUGAAUGAGACGCUUCAAGUUGGAAACUUGAGAAUGUUGUGUAUUGAUAUACUACUUUUGCAAUAAACAAUGAAGUCCAAAA
This is a messenger RNA of Alosa sapidissima (American shad), 1790 nucleotides long. RefSeq names its product ntl-dependent gene 5 (gene ntd5). The transcript has 8 exons. NCBI's taxonomy places the organism in Eukaryota, Metazoa, Chordata, Actinopteri, Clupeiformes, Clupeidae. The record is from RefSeq and is a predicted model, not a curated record. Gene Ontology annotation, cellular component: extracellular region. Gene Ontology annotation, molecular function: peptidase inhibitor activity. Bases 28 to 1107 code for a protein of 359 amino acids.